Messenger RNA from Vigna umbellata (rice bean), 998 nucleotides. RefSeq names its product Translation elongation factor EF1B/ribosomal protein S6 family protein. Gene Ontology annotation, biological process: translation. Gene Ontology annotation, cellular component: ribosome. NCBI's taxonomy places the organism in Eukaryota, Viridiplantae, Streptophyta, Magnoliopsida, Fabales, Fabaceae. Gene Ontology annotation, molecular function: structural constituent of ribosome; small ribosomal subunit rRNA binding. The record is from RefSeq and is a predicted model, not a curated record.
CCUGCGCUUGUGUGCGCUGAGUUCGCCUUAUCUGCAUAGGAUAGAACAGCUUCAUCUGCAAAGUCCUCUCAUCUUAGCAGGGCAAAACAAUGGCUUCGUCUGCCUUCACUUCGGUUCCUCUCUCUUCUUCUUCUCUCAAUGUUCCUCAUUCUUCUUCCAAACUCCCUUCCAAUUUUCUAUCUUCUCCCGUUGGCGCAUUCUCUCGUGGUCCCAAAUUUCUCUUUGCAGAACCAAGAUACCAUUUUCACCCAAAGGGAAACGCUUCUAAAUUUUCCAUUGCUGCCCAAACCCUAGACUUCUCCGAUUCGUUCUUCGAAGGGGGUUUCGGCUCCGAAGACGACCCCAAUUCACCAGGCGGAACCGGGUUCACGGCCGUCGAGGAAAAGGAGGAGCCCCCUUGCCCACCCGGCCUUCGACAGUACGAGACAAUGAUGGUUUUGAGGCCCGACAUGACCGAGGAUGAACGACUUGCACUCACCCAGAAGUACGAGGAGAUUCUUGUUGCUGGAGGUGGCAUGUAUGUAGAGGUUUUUAACAGAGGAGUUAUUCCUCUAGCAUAUGGGAUCAAGAAGAAAAACAAAGCUGGGGAGACCAACACUUAUUUGGAUGGCAUCUACCUGCUGUUCACCUACUUCACCAAGCCUGAAUCCGUAAAGCCUCUCGAGGACACAGUGUUAACGGAUGAUAAUGUUAUCCGAUCAAUGAGUUCCAAAGUUAGGAAGAGGAAAUAUUAGUUUCUUUUCAGGUCUCAGGUAGCUCCUUCAAAAAGAUGGUUCACAAAAAGUAAUGUUGUAUUUAUUAUUAUUGUUUUUCCUUUUUCAGUGUCAUUUGGAUUCAAGUAUUUUUGUAACAUGAUUUAAAGAGAGAUGUAGGUGCUAUCUAUCACUUGCAGUCUGCAAAAUUACCAUGCUCAAUGCAGUUUGCUAUAUGUUGACAAUUAAUUUGUAAAUUCUUUUUCUAACAAGUCUACAAUCUUAUAUGGAACUAAUAAAUUUUGA